Sardina pilchardus (European sardine) is the source of this 2433-nucleotide messenger RNA. RefSeq names its product septin 7b (gene septin7b). The record is from RefSeq and is a predicted model, not a curated record. NCBI's taxonomy places the organism in Eukaryota, Metazoa, Chordata, Actinopteri, Clupeiformes, Clupeidae. The transcript is spliced from 13 exons. Gene Ontology annotation, molecular function: molecular adaptor activity; GTPase activity; GTP binding. The annotation marks the transcript as partial. Gene Ontology annotation, cellular component: microtubule cytoskeleton; septin complex; cell division site. Gene Ontology annotation, biological process: cilium assembly; intracellular protein localization; cytoskeleton-dependent cytokinesis.
CAGCAACAGAAGAAUCUGGAGGGAUAUGUAGGCUUUGCUAGCCUGCCAAACCAAGUGUACAGGAAGUCUGUCAAGCGAGGCUUCGAGUUCACUCUCAUGGUUGUGGGUGAAUCUGGUUUGGGCAAGUCAACAUUGAUCAACUCGCUGUUCCUCACAGACCUCUACUCCGCAGAGUACCCUGGUCCUUCAAACCGAGUCAAGAAGACCGUGCAGGUAGAGCAGUCUAAAGUGUUACUCAAAGAGGGUGGAGUCCAGCUUCUCCUCACGAUAGUGGACACCCCGGGCUUCGGCGAUGCAGUGGACAACAGCAAUUGCUGGCAGCCGGUGAUCGAUCACAUCGACAGCAAGUUCGAGGAUUACCUGAACGCCGAGUCGCGCGUCAACAGGCGGCAGAUGCCCGACAGCAGGGUGCACUGCUGCCUCUACUUCAUCGCUCCCUCGGGCCACGGGCUGAAGCCACUGGACAUCGAGUUCAUGAAACGGUUGCACGAGAAGGUGAACAUCAUCCCGCUGAUUGCCAAAGCAGAUACACUCACCCCCGAGGAGUGCCAACAGUUCAAGAAGCAGAUCAUGCGAGAAAUCCAGGAGCACAAAAUCAAGAUCUACGAGUUCCCAGAGACGGAUGAUGAGGAGGAGAUGAAGCUGGUGAGGAAGAUCAAAGACCGUCUGCCCCUGGCUGUCGUGGGAAGCAACACCAUCAUUGAGGUGAAUAGCAAGAGGAUCCGGGGGAGGCAGUACCCGUGGGGCGUGGCAGAGGUUGAAAAUGGGGAGCACUGUGAUUUCACAAUCCUCAGGAACAUGCUGAUCAGAACCCAUAUGCAGGAUCUGAAGGACGUCACAAACAACGUUCACUAUGAGAACUACAGAAGCAGGAAGCUGGCAGCGGUCACUUACAACGGUGUAGAGAACAACAAGAGCAAAGGCCAGCUCACCAAACUUGACACAGUUGAAGGCAUGAGUCCCCUGGCCCAGAUGGAGGAGGAGCGCAGGGAGCAUGUGGCCAAGAUGAAGAAGAUGGAGAUGGAGAUGGAGCAGGUGUUUGAGAUGAAGGUCAAGGAGAAGGUGCAGAAGCUCAAGGACUCCGAGGCAGAGCUGCAGCGGCGUCACGAGCAGAUGAAGAAGAACCUGGAGGCUCAGCACAAGGAGCUGGAGGAGAAGCGGCGCCAGUUCGAGGAGGACCGCGCCAACUGGGAGUCCCAGCAGCGCCUCCUGGAGCAGCAGAAGCUGGACGCGUCCAGAACUCUGGAGAAGAACAAGAAGAAAGGGAAGAUCUUUUAGAACCGUUCAGAUGGGAGCUUAAGUUGUACGUGCUAGCGACCCACAGCCUGGGCCAAUGGCAAGGUGUUGGCCUCGGGCCAAUGCAAAUGCACACACACAUACAGACCUUUACACAGGCACACACACACACACACACACACACACACACACACAUACACACACGUACACUCAGCUUGGCGAGGUCUGUGAGGACUGUGCUGUGUGAUGAGCUAAAGAGGGCUGAAUAGGGAUCCUCUCCGGCCAGGGGAGUAUCAACCUAAUCCCAACUCAUUAGGCAGGCCAAACCUAUAUAUAUAUAUUAUAUAUACUGAAUUCUGUACUCAGAAAAGAAAGGUUUAUUUUUUCUGUCUUUGUCCCCCCUCCCCCCUUCCCAAUUUAACAGCCAACAUCAAACACUUCAAACGCGAGACAUCUCUAACUGUUGCACAAUCAUAUUCCUCGCCCAUUAUUUGUUUACCCGUUAUCAAACGAAAAGAGAAGGACAAAACAAAAACUUAUCCUUCAUGGUGUUGUUUUUUUGGUCUUUUUUUUUUUUCAUUUUUAUUUUUUGAGGAAAAUGCCAUUUAACUCUCUUUUUUUUCUCAUGUUGUGAGUAUGUAUUGCUUAAACCUUGUUCUCUAAUGGUGUACCAUGACGCAUAGCCAAAAGAAAGUGCAACCUGUCAUCUGUCACUCUUAAAUCUUAAGAGAGAAGCCACAAAGCUGCCUUCUUCUCACAGCUCUGUUUUUUUUAACUCUCCCAAAUGUUUCCAGACUUAAAAUGCUCUCUCUGUCUAGCCACUAGCCUUGGACCACCAUUUAUAACGUAAUUGUUAUAUUUCAUUUAGUUUAUUUUUAUAUAAAUAUAUAUACCGAGCCAGCUUAAGUAAUAUUUUUUUGUAUGUUGAGGAAGGCUUCUUGGAGAGGCUUGUGAAUUGGAUUGACAGGUUCAAAUGAAUUCAUAAGGCAGAUUAUGCCAAUUUAAAGAAUAAAACAUGAACAUUGUCAUAAGCAUUUGCAAGGCUCGUCUGUAACUUCUACACAAGUUACACUCACUGCAAAUGCAUGUCUGCAGCGUAUUUUUUGUUUUGUUUUGGUCAUGUACUCCACUUGUAUUUUUAAGUUUAUUUUUCAUUUGUAUUGUACAGUCACUUAAUAAACUUGUGAUGAUACAGGU